Acytostelium subglobosum LB1 is the source of this 447-nucleotide messenger RNA. RefSeq lists its product as hypothetical. The annotation marks the transcript as partial. The transcript has a single exon. Lineage: Eukaryota; Evosea; Eumycetozoa; Acytosteliales; Acytosteliaceae. The record is from RefSeq and is a predicted model, not a curated record.
AACAAACAUGUUUCAAAACAACAAUCACAGAGUAUUGAACACCUACAUUACUCUUUGAUCAUAGAUGUUGCAGGAGAAUCAGAUCAAAAUGUUCCAAGAGGUCAAAUUCUCAAUUUGAGUGCUGUCAAUGUUCAAGAUAAGACAGUCCAAUUCACAACUGGACAUCUCUCUUCGAUUAUCAAAUCUCCAUCUGACUAUAUUCCACUUGGAAAGAUUACAAACAACCUCAAUUAUCAUCCUCGUCAAUGGGCUUACCAACUAAGCGACGAUGUUCAAGAUUACUGGUAUCCAGAGUUCGUUGCUUCCAAGGGUUCGACCUGGAGCCACCAAUCCAAUUGUCAACAAUUCGCUCGUUUCCUGGUUACCAAGUUAAAGUUGGUAUGGCCUCCAGACAUACCUGUUGCAGGUGAUGGCAACCAAAUUGAGCCCAUCAUCGUUGACCCAGCC